CCGAAGAUGCACAGAGCGUCCUGUCGAGAGCCAGCCACGUCCUGCAAGGCGCCCCCCUGCUGGUCCGGCCCAUGGCCCCCCGGGACUGCAGCAGGGCGCUCCUCCGGGGAGUGGCUCCGCAGACCAGCUCGGCCCUGCUGGAGAGCUACAUGGAGCACGUGCUGGGCGCCGAGGCCGGCAGCUUCUCCGUCCUCCGAGGCCGCGCGCGGGAUCUCGCCCUGGUGCAGCUGCGGCGGCCGCUCAGCGAGGCAGAGUUCGCGGCCGUGGCGGAGCAGGUGCAGCACCGGGCACUGGACGGGGCCAGCGUCGAGCUCGACUGGGUGGAGCAGACGGACAGUGUGCUGGUCCAGGGCGGCGCCGGCGGGCAGCUGAGCCAGGACCUGCUGGAGCUCUACUUCGAGAGCCGGCGCGGGGGCGGGGGCCGAGUGCGGGCCGUCCGGCUGCUCUCCGGGGGCACGACAGCUGUGGUCACCUUCGAAGACAGCGCAGCGGUGGAGCAGGUGCUGCAGAGGCCCCACCAGCUUCUGGACGGACCCCUGGCCGUCUCCCCUUACUAUGACUUCCUGGAGCCUGCAGAGGAGGUCGAGGCUGGAGGAAACACCCCUGCGGAGGACGGGGCGGACUCCCCGAUCUGCAUCCCCGCCCUGCCGGCGACCACACAGCGGCUGCUGCAGUCGGAGCUGGUCCUGCAGGAGCUGGCUGCUGCCGUGCCGGGAUGCACGGUGCAGCGGGAAGGAACCGGCCUGCGCCUCUCGAGCGGAGAAGCGGCUCGCCGGCAGGAGCUGCAGGAGCACGUCCUGGCCGCCUUGCAGGGGGUGGUCCAGGAGCACAAGCCCCUCUCCUCCUGGGCCCUGGCCUUCCUGCAGCAGGAGGAGGUCCAGGGGCGGCUGGCGGAGCUGCUGGCCACAGAGGGGGUGGCCGCCUGCUACGUCCCUGCCGCAGACGAGGUGCUGGUGGCUGCCCUGCAGCCCUCGGCCGCCCACCGGGCCGCGGCUCUCCUGGACACGUUCCUGUGCCCGCUCGCCCUGCCUCUGUCAGAGCGGCAGCUGCCCGCCCUGGUCUCACCCCGCUGGGCCCGGCUGCAGGCGGAGCUGCCGUGCUGCCAGGUGCGCCUGGCGGAGGACGGGCAGGAGCUGGAGGGCCUCACCCUGCUUGGGCUGGAGCACGAGAACAUGGUGCGGCUGGAGGCCUUCCUGCAGGACUGCAUGCCGGAGGAGGUCGUGGUGCCCAUGGAGGCCAGCGCCCUCCGCUUCCUGCAGCUGUACCGCCACGAGGUGCUGGCCGGCAUCGCCGAUGUCUCCCUGCUGCCCCUGGAAGGAGCGGACAUCACUGGCUUCCGGCUGAGCGGCGAAGCCCGGGCCUGCCAGGCGGCGGCGGAGCUGCUGCAGAGCCUCCUCUGCGCCCUGCGCACCGAGACGGUGGCGCUGGAGCUGCCGGGCGUCAGGCGCUUCCUGCGGGACGAGCGCGGCCAGGCCCUGGUGCGCAAGCUGGAGAAGCGCUUCCGCGGUGUCGUUGGGCUGGAGCGAGUCGACUGGCGCCCGCCGGAGGCCCAGCACCCGCUGGAAAGGUCUCAGGAUCCGCUCUUCCUGAACUGCCAACGGGAUUCUCUGCCUGGGCUGGGGCAGCCGUGCGGCUCUGGUGGUGGGGCCGACGGAGGAAGCACAGCAAACAUGGAGGUGAUCAGGGGCCUGCUGGCCGCCCUCCAGCCUCCUGGCAUGGCCACCGAUGGAGCCCCGCUGGGUCCCGAAGAGCCGGCCGCCAUGGAGGAAGACACCUUCCAUCUGGCUCCCGAACAAGCCGAGGCCGAGGGUGCUCUGGCCAGCGAGGAGGCGGCUGCGGGCUCCUUGGAGGGGGGGCUCCUGCCCCUCGCCGGCCCCGGGGCCAGCGCGUCGGAGGAGGAGGCGGCCCAGCUGCUGCUGGCCAUCCAGCAGUCCAUGGACAGCGCCUGGCAGGAGGAGGCGGAGCUGCAGAGGGCCAUAGAGCUCUCCCUGGGCUCCUGGAGCUGGGAGCAGCCGCCCGGUCUGGGCACGCCCCCCCCGGGCGCCUCUCCGGAGGCAGCCCAUGUCGCUCAGGUGGUGCUCUGCAUGAGUGCGGAGGACGGCACGGCGGCCCUGGCCCGGGAGCUGGAGCAGGCGCUGUCGGCACAGCUGCAGGAAGAGACCGUGCGCCACGAGGCCCUGAGCACACUGCCUGCCCCCUGCCAGGGCUACCUGGCCCACCUGGAGCGCAAGCACGCCGUGCGCAUCCUGCGGGCCGGAGCGGCAGCCACCGCGUGCGGCUUCCUGGACUACCCCAUGGCUGCCACCAGAGACCUGGCGCUGCUGCUGGCCCGCGUCCUGCCGGCCGAGGCCGCCCCCGCCCCCCAAGGCGGCGAGGGCCCCUCCUGGGUCCGCUGGGAGGCCGCGGGGCGGGACUCCCCCACCCCGUACUCCGCGCAGGCCAGCGCCCUCCUGGAGUGGGCAUGGCGCCGCGGGCACCGCCACCUGGACGUCGUCUUCGGCGAGCAGCUCUUCCACUUUGACCUUGAGCGCAUGGAGGAGCGCGACCUCGCCAACGCCCGGGCCCUGCCCAUCAGCCGCGCCAAGGCCCCCCCUGCCGCCCCCCCAGCCCCUGCUGACCCGCCAGCCCUGAGCGAGGAGGCGAAGCUGGUGCUGCUGACCGAGGACUCGGCGGAGUUCCAGGAGACCGUCCGCGACUUCUGCGCCACGUUGGAGCUGCUCCGCAGCAAGAUCAGCGUUGUCAAGGUGGAGAAGCUGCUGCACCCACUCCUCUACCAGCAGUACUGCUUGAAGAAGGCGGCCAUGGAGCAGGCCUGCCGGCAGCAGCAGCAGGUGGAGCGUGUCCUUUACCACGGCACCACCGAGCAGGCCAGCCGCGAGAUCUGCCAGCACGGCUUCAACCGCAGCUUCUGCGGCAGGAACGCCACGCGCUACGGCUGCGGCGUCUAUUUUGCCACGAGGUCCUUCCUGUCGGUGCACGAACAGUAUUCCCCCUGCAGCAGCGAUGGCAGCAAGUUUGUCUUCGUCGCCCGGACGCUGGUGGGGGACUACACGAGGGGCAGCCCGGGCAUGCGGGCGCCGCCGCUUCGUGACGGGGACACCGCGCCGCGGCGGUACGACAGCACCGUGGACAACCCGGACCACCCCUCCAUCUUCGUCAUCUUCAACGACACCCAGGCGUAUCCCCAGUACCUGCUCACCUGCCGCUGGUCCCAGCCGCAGUGAGGGGGCUGCAGAGGACUGGGCGCGUCUGCCCCCAUGGGGCCUGCCCGCUUCUUCCGGAGCUGCCCCGAUGGCUCUCUGGGCACCAGUGUCCUUCCGGCUGUGGGGUGAGAAAGGUGCUCCCGGCUGGCAGUGGGGCAGGCCCCUGGCCGUGCAGCCGGCCGGCUUGGCUGUGGCUCGCCGUGGGGCCGUGCGAAGGGAACGGGUCCCUCGGGGGCCGCAGACGGGCUGCCUAAGUGGCCCGCUCUUGGGGGGCGGCACAGUGGCACGGGGGGCGCAGUCUGCUGCUGUCAGCCACUUGGGCUCUGUUUGAAGUUGUUGCACUCAAUAAAAAGCCACACAGCU
Messenger RNA from Varanus komodoensis (Komodo dragon), 3566 nucleotides. RefSeq names its product poly(ADP-ribose) polymerase family member 10 (gene PARP10). The transcript is spliced from 10 exons. Gene Ontology annotation, molecular function: NAD+ poly-ADP-ribosyltransferase activity; transcription corepressor activity. Lineage: Eukaryota; Metazoa; Chordata; Lepidosauria; Squamata; Varanidae. Gene Ontology annotation, cellular component: cytoplasm; nucleus. Gene Ontology annotation, biological process: negative regulation of gene expression. Bases 72 to 3224 code for a protein of 1050 amino acids. The record is from RefSeq and is a predicted model, not a curated record.